This is a messenger RNA of Australozyma saopauloensis, 1131 nucleotides long. RefSeq lists its product as uncharacterized. The transcript has a single exon. The record is from RefSeq and is a predicted model, not a curated record. Gene Ontology annotation, biological process: rRNA processing; box C/D snoRNP assembly. Bases 1 to 1131 code for a protein of 376 amino acids. Gene Ontology annotation, cellular component: cytoplasm; R2TP complex; ribonucleoprotein complex. Lineage: Eukaryota; Fungi; Ascomycota; Pichiomycetes; Serinales; Metschnikowiaceae.
AUGGCUGCAAUCUUCGAACACUCCGAACCCGUUCAAUUGAGGCCGAAGCCUGGGUUUGUGGUGAAAACCAAGAUUUUGGAAGGUCUGGGCGACCACACAUUUGGCAAGAAAGUCUUCAUCAACGUGUGCCAUGAUGACCAGGUGCCCAAACCAGCUGGAGAGUUUGAGGUGGAGGCGAUAUUCGCCAAAAUCGUGAAGAACGAAUGGGAAAUCCCAAUCGUGGUGUCAUUGGAAAAGACCGCGGUCGACAAAAAGGGCGUGCCGUCAUAUGUGUAUGACUGCUGUAUCAAUUCUCAGUGUUUCCUAUGGAUUCAGCUUAACAAUGAUCUUCGCCUAAUAUUAAUUGAGUGGGCCAUCGAGUCCGUCGAAACCAUGCACGAUUUGGUGUUGGAAAGAGAGUAUUCGAUUCCGAAAAUGUUGAGCAAGGGCGAGUUGAGCGAAACAGAAAUCACGCAAGACGACUUGAAAAACGGGCUUCAGAACAGGUUGCGCGAGUUGCGCGACAACGAAACGGCCGCGUUGGUCCAGCAGCUCAUGCCGGACGAUGUAGAGAGCUCGGAAUCGCUCCCAGACUUGAUGAAUAUUGGUGGCGGAAAGAAGGCGUUGAUUGAAGAGAUCGAGGAACUAUCAAUCGAGGAAAAGAAAGCCAAGAGAACCGAAACCGCAGAGAAAAAGCCUGAGGCUACUCUGGAAUCGUCCAUCCGUCUUACUCGUCAUGACAGUGACGAGCUCAUGCAAGUGCACACGACCACCUUUACAGAAACUACAAAAAGGCUUUCGGAUGGCGACAAGGGUGAUUUCAAGAUUAUUAGUGAACCAAAAGGAGAAAUGCCACAAACAAACGGUUCCCUGCUGAAUACAGUAGAGGACUACACAUUCACUCUUUCGCAGAAGAUCGAUAGAGACAACUUCCACCUAAUUUUCCAUUCCCCCCAACUCACGUCUCUUCUAGAAGUGUCCUACAGUCAAACCUCGCACACUCUCCGCAUAAACAAUCUCGAUACUACACGGCGCUUGGGCAAGCUGGACAUGGUUGACUUUCCAUUACCUCCCAAUGUCCAGCCUGAAAGGGCAUUUGCGGUGCUACCUGAGAACAAACUCUACGUGUUUGGAAAAGUGAGAACAGUGUAA